Bradysia coprophila is the source of this 2733-nucleotide messenger RNA. Its product is annotated as cyclin-dependent kinase-like 2. Gene Ontology annotation, biological process: protein phosphorylation. Gene Ontology annotation, molecular function: protein kinase activity; ATP binding. Lineage: Eukaryota; Metazoa; Arthropoda; Insecta; Diptera; Sciaridae. The record is from RefSeq and is a predicted model, not a curated record.
UUUCAGUACUCGAUAGUCUGUGAACUGCAAAAGUUGGAAAUUUUCAAAAUCAAGGAUAUUUGAAGCGUAUGUGCAAAUAAAAUGGAGAAUUUCACUUGAAAUAUCAGUUGGAAAGGGAUAUUGUCUGUUUUGCCCAGUGAAAUUCCAGUGUAAUCUUUGCGAAUCUAAGACACAACAAUAAGGAUUUGCAUUUAUUGAUUGCCUGAACGGAAUGUUUAAGUUUCUUUUAUUGCCGUACUUCUUGAGUAUGAGAAUAAAUUUGUGAGGCGAUAAAAUUUAAUGAGUUAACUUACGGUGCGUUUUAAAGUGAAAUAAAGUGGCUUUCAAGGUGAAUUAUUGUAAUUUAGUAGUAUUUUUUCGGUGUAACUGCAACGUGGAUUUAUUAGUUUCCGUUACGAAAACAAUUCGAGCACACGAAGAAAAUUGCAGAAAAAGUAAAUUUCCCAAAGCCCGAAAUUACUAAAACGAAAGAAAAAGGUACAAAACUUUUCGCUCAGUGUUUCAUGUGCUUGUUUGCAUUUUGUUUAUCGAGUUUGUUUUGCAUGAAUAUAGGAUGCAUGGUAAUUGCAAACAAUCCUACGUCAUUCCGCUAAUAAGCUAUCGCUUGCAAACCUUAUACCCACAUAACAGCGACGCUUCAAUUAUGGAAAAGUAUGACGUCAUAUCUGUGGUUGGAGAAGGCUCGUACGGAUUGGUAAUGAGAUGUCGUCAUCGCGAUUCGGGCCAGUAUGUUGCGAUAAAGAAGUUUUUGGAAACCGAAGAUGAUCCAUCGGUUCGGAAAAUGGCCAUGCGAGAAAUAAGAAUGCUGAAGAAAUUGCGCCAUGAAAAUUUGGUGAACAUGAUCGAAGUUUUCCGUCGGAAAAAACGGUUCUUCUUAGUGUUCGAGUACUUAGAGCAUACAGUCUUAGAGGAACUGGAGGCGCGAUCUGGUGGAUUGGGCUUUGUGACGUCACGGAAAUACUGCUAUCAAGUUUUAAGAGCUUUGGAUUUUAUUCACUCACAUGAUGUACUGCAUAGAGACGUUAAACCGGAGAAUGUGUUGGUCUCUCGACUGGGCGUUAUAAAACUGUGUGAUUUCGGUUUCGCAAGACCCUACACAGAAAAUGAAACAUUUACAGACUAUGUGGCUACCAGAUGGUAUCGUUCGCCGGAACUUCUUGUCGGUGAUGGAUACGGCAAGGAGGUGGACAUAUGGGCUGUUGGAUGUUUGUAUGCUGAAAUGAUGACCGGUGAACCGCUCUUUCCCGGCGAAAGUGACAUCGACCAACUGUUCCAAAUCGUUCGCGUUCUUGGCAGGUUAAAUUCUCGCCAUCAGAAUCUCAUCACUCGUAACACAAUGUUCAAAGGAAUGAAACAAGAACAGAAUACCAGCCUGCAUCAACUGUUCCCCGACUGGAAUCGAGAUUGUUUGGACUUUUUGGCGCAGUGUCUCAAAAUGGAUGGAAAUCAGCGGCCCGAUACGUCGAAAUUACUGAAACAUGAUCUGUUCACCAGGGAUAAAUUCGUGGAAACGUUUCUGGUUGAAUUGAAAGGUAAAUUGGCACAAGAAAUGGUUGGAAAUCCAUUACUGAAAAGGAUGCCUAGCUAUGGAUCUGGUCGGAAAAUGGCUGAUGAUAAAAGGGUUGCCGAGAAAGUGAACCAUAAAAAAUCUGGCGAUGAAUCCAAAGUCAACAAUGGGAAAGAUAAAAUAUCACAAAUCGGACUGUCACUGCUCUCCACCCAGUUACUGAACUCUACAAACAUUAAUUCGAAAAAUGGCACAGACACACUACCGAAGGCUGCGACGAACCAUGAUGAUCUGACUACAUUAUCAACUGUGAAUAAGCAAACGAUGAGCAACCCACCGAAAGCGACACAAAAAAUUAGCAUCAACAAUCUGGUAUUCAAAGAAGGUGCUAAAAACUAUCGAGUUCUGUCUGCCAAGCCUGCAAAAACGUCAUCAAUAUCCGAGAAAUCUUCGUCGACCAAUUUUGAUGUUCAAAUUCAGCCGCCAUCACCAGCCCAAUUCCAGAGUCUGCAAUCGGAUAUCACAAACGAAAUCAAUCAACAGAAACGCCUGUCUCCAGUUAGCAUCAACAAUUUAUCAAUAAACGGAAAUUUUCCGCAAUAUUUCAGUCACAAAAAGAGUUCAAAUAUCCUAGGACUCCAUCAAGUGUCCCAAAAAUCAAACAUAAAGCAGAGCAACCACACCAACUUAAACACAGCAAGACCAUCGUUAGUGAAAAGAGAUCGACCGCACAUUGACCUGGGUCUAAUUCCAUUGGGAUUGGGAGUUACGACGGAACCAUCGACAAAGGACCUAAGUCCUCGCAUUCUGCCUCCACCGCCGUGGUUGACAAGCAGUAACAUUAAAGUGAACACGGUCAACACUCACGGAAAACCUUCGCAGAUAACGAAAAGAAGUUUAACAGACUGGAAAAGUGUUGGAACGAUAACUGGUACGGCGAAAAGCAAUGCACCAUCGGAGGCGAAUGAAUUCCUACUACCCAAUUGUCCAGGCGCCAGCAGUCCAUUGAAAGGAAAUCGUAAAAAGUUAUCGCCGAUGGUCAAUUUUUCGGAGAACUUGUUUGGAAGCAGGAACAUCUCAGCAUCCUCGGACAAUGUUAAUGAGACAUAGCUGGAUAUUUUCUGGCCAAAAAAGAUCAUUAAGUUUGAAUGGGCAUUUCGCUGAAAAAGCUUUGCUGUGUACAUAAAAAAGAGCUAAAUAAAUUUAUUGUUAAAAUUAACUGUCGU